UACGCCCCCCUCUUCCCCAAAUCAUUCGUUUACUCCCUGGAGACCUCUGAAGCAAAGCAAAACCCUAGCCCUUCAUUGCCGCCGUAGUGCCCGAGGUCCUCAGCGCCGCCGCCGUUCCCAGGUCCUCAGCGUCGCCGCUUCUUCCUCUUCCCCGUGUCCGGAACUCAGGUAGCUCGUCACGUCGUCUUCAUCUUCGCUGGCUUCUCUGUUCGUGGCUUGGAGCAGCUCGCCGUCGUCUCGCCUAUCGCCUCGUCUCGCCGAUUGCCGUACCUUCCUCCAUCGAAGGAAUUCAGCUGGUAAUGUAGCAACAGUGGCUGCUAGUGUUCCACAGCAUCAGAUCACUUUAUCAUAAAUCACACAACGCCAAAUCACAAUCAGCGUCUCUCUUCUGCUUCUUUGUUCGUUUCGUCUCUCGUUCUUCCGACUGAUUCUUCAGUUGUUCACAACAUGGCCACCGCUUCAGUGGCAUUCAAGUCCAGGGAGGACCAUCGCAAACAAAUUGAGUUAGAGGAAGCACGUAAAGCUGGGCUUGCACCAGCUGAGGUGGAUGAAGAUGGUAAAGAAAUUAACCCUCACAUUCCCCAGUAUAUGUCAUCUGCACCUUGGUAUCUUAAUGCUGAGAGACCUAGUUUAAAACAUCAAAGGAAGUGGAAAUCCGAUCCCAAUUACACCAAAUCAUGGUAUGAUAGAGGUGCUAAAAUUUUCCAGGCUGACAAGUACAGGAAAGGUGCAUGUGAAAACUGUGGAGCUAUGACACAUGAUGCUAAGUCAUGCAUGGAAAGACCAAGGAGAGUGGGAGCAAAAUGGACAAACAAGCACAUAGCCCCUGAUGAAAAGAUAGAAACUUUUGAGCUUGACUAUGAUGGCAAACGGGACAGGUGGAAUGGGUAUGAUGCUUCAACUUAUGCUCGAGUCAUUGAGAGGUAUGAAGCUAGAGAUGAAGCUCGAAAGAAGUACUUAAAGGAACAACAGCUUAAGAAGUUGGAGAAGAGCAACCAAAAUGGGGAGGAGGAUGCUGCAAGUGAUGAGGAUGAAGAGGAAGAUGACCUAAGGGUAGAUGAAGCAAAGGUCGAUGAAAGCAAACAAAUGGACUUUGCAAAGGUUGAGAAGCGUGUGCGUACAACAGGUGGUGGAAGUACAGGAACUGUGAGGAACCUGCGUAUUCGAGAGGAUACUGCCAAAUACCUUCUCAAUCUUGAAGUCAAUUCUGCACACUACGAUCCCAAGACCAGGUCUAUGCGUGAAGAUCCUCUUCCGGAUGCAGAUCCAAAUGAGAAGUUUUAUGGGGGUGAUAACCAAUAUAGAAAUAGUGGUCAAGCUCUAGAAUUCAAGGAAUUAAACAUCCAUGCUUGGGAAGCAUUUGACAAGGGGCAAGAUGUUCACAUGCAAGCAGCUCCAUCCCAAGCUGAAUUGCUCUAUAAGAAUUUUAAGGUCAUGAAGGAGAAACUGAAAUCCCAAACAAAGGACACCAUUGUAGAGAAGUAUGGCAAUGCAGCUGAUGAGGACAAACUUCCAAGAGAACUCCUCCUUGGUCAAAGUGAGAGACAAGUCGAGUAUGAUCGAGCUGGUAGAAUUAUCAAGGGACAGGAGGCAGCACUUCCUAGAAGCAAGUAUGAGGAGGAUGUUUACAUUAACAACCACACUACUGUUUGGGGCUCAUGGUGGAGGGACCACCAAUGGGGCUAUAAGUGCUGCAAGCAGACCAUACGUAAUAGCUAUUGCACUGGUGCUGCUGGUAUAGAGGCUGCUGAGGCUGCAAGUGAUCUUAUGAAGGCUAAUAUUGCCCGUAAGGAGGCUGCUGCAGAGGAUCCUACACCUACAGAGGAGAAAAAGCUUGCUACAUGGGGAACUGAUGUCCCUGAUGAUAUAGUCCUGGAUGACAAGUUGCUAGCUGAGGCCCUCAAAAAGGAGGAUCAAAGGAAGAGAGAAGAGAAAGAUGAGAGGAAGCGUAAAUAUAAUGUCAGAUGGAAUGAUGAGGUUACGGCUGAGGAUAUGGAGGCAUACAGGAUGAAGAGAGUACACCAUGAUGAUCCAAUGAAAGACUUCCUGCACUGAACGUGCAGAGGGCAAAAGAAAUCUGUGCCUCCUUGCGAUAAGUCUGCACAGGAUUGUCACAAUACACAUAUUUCAUAACAAUUUGAUCACCGGUGAAAACUCAUACAGCAAACUCUCUCUUGUUGAUUUGAGGAGCUGUUUAAUUUAGCCAACUCAGAUUCAAGUGCCACUUCUCAGUACCAAUUUAGCAUUACCGGUUUUGAGCUCUAUAAUGAACAGGUCCUGUUCUCUUUUACUUACUGUAUACAACUUUUCUGGUAUCCACUGUUUGCUUCCUGGUUUUGGUUGGCAAUUUUCUUGUAUACAACUCUUAAAGUUGUUUAUUUAAAAAAAGCCAAGUUCCUAGUUGUUUAUAAGUUAUCUUGGAAGUGAUUAUACUCCCUGUACAGAUUGCACAAAAUAUAAGAACUCAAGUCACUAUCUAGCUAUUCUUUGUAAAAUGAGUGGAGGAACUUUAAUUUGCUUUUAAAAUAAUAAAAAUAAUUUCUAACUAUAUAGAGCAGACCAAAAAAUACUUAAUAUGCUAAUCUAAUUCCUUUGAACAAACUAGGGUCCCUGAGCUUGAAAAUUUUUCGUUUGAUGUUAACCGACUUAGACUUAAUUAUUUAAGUCUCAUUCUCUGUUCCUGCAUGUGCCUUCUUUCUUUCUUUUUAUUCGUGCCUGUAUUGUGAGUUUUAACACUGUAUGAUAGGACCAUAGAUUUUUGUAAAGAAUAUAUAAUAGAGAGAGGGCAGUUGAUGUAUAGUGUAACUCAUUGUAGAGAGAAAGCUAUGAUUUUGAUUUCUUCUUUUAUGAUCAAUAACUAAUCACAAAACUUAAUUCCUUUUUUUCUAUAGUUUAUUGCUUUCUAUCUUUUUGAUUCAAGAUAGUUUCACUUAGUUUUCUUGCCAAAACUGAUAAGCAGCAGCUCCAUGACCUGCCAGUUGUAAUGAAUUUUAUUUAUAAUACCUAGCAACCUCUUGAGUAUUUUUCUGACUUCUUUUAUGUUGGUGCAUCGGUUCUUUUAAUCAACAUUACAACUUGAAAGUGAGUCUGGCAUUUUUCUAUUAGAUAAAGAGGUACUUAUUUAUUUGCUAUUCUAUUAAACUUGAAAGUAUCAUGUGUAAUUUAAACCUAUGCUUGCAAAUGAAUCAAUUUCUUGGAGGUGGUAUCCUUGACUCUUCAGGAUCAUUGCCACUUGGACUGCACAAUCAUAUAGAGAACACCUUUCAAACAAAAGUUUUUAUUACAAACACACAUCUAAUGCUUUCUUGACUUUGAUUCUAGCAGGAAAUCGUGAAACAGUAACAAUGGCUAUGAUGAGUAUGAAUUUAUAAUGGUUUUCUGCUUAAAAUCCAACAAUGUUAACAAGCUAAGAAAAAGUGAAUAGUUUCCUAGUCUUGGUUGAGGCCAAGAUAACUCAGAAUUAAAGAUAGAAGGGACUUGUUACAUUGGAGACCAUGCCUUUGGAUUCAAGAAAACUGGAAAUCAAAGAUAAGAAAAAAUCUUGCAUGGGGAUUUCAUUUGACCUAUCUAAAUUUCGAUAGUUAUGGUUUUAUUUUAUUUGAGACUUUUAAUUUGGUCACGUUACAUGUAAUAAUUCUAUAAUUGCUCACUCCAAGUUUUGGUUCCUAGUUCCUACAAGGGGUUUUGUAGUAUGAAAAUUACUAAAAUUACUAAAAUUAGUCAUUCAGAAAGGCAUCUUUUGUUAUAUAAAGUUUGGAUCAUUGGAUGGAAUGGCAAGUUUGUGAAA
This is a messenger RNA of Arachis stenosperma, 3787 nucleotides long. Its product is annotated as pre-mRNA-splicing factor SLU7. The record is from RefSeq and is a predicted model, not a curated record. The coding region runs from base 448 to 2055 and encodes 535 amino acids. Lineage: Eukaryota; Viridiplantae; Streptophyta; Magnoliopsida; Fabales; Fabaceae. Gene Ontology annotation, biological process: mRNA splicing, via spliceosome. Gene Ontology annotation, cellular component: spliceosomal complex. Gene Ontology annotation, molecular function: pre-mRNA 3'-splice site binding. The transcript is spliced from 12 exons.